CAAAUGUGGUAAUUAGAGCUCUUAUGACAGGAUAAACGCACAGACAAUAUUGGUUGAGACUGACCACACCUGUUCCGUUCUUUGAAAACAAAACUUUCAUAUAAAGCUUGAUUUUAAAUACAAGCAGACAAAUACCCUUUGCACUGUUGCACGGCACUUGCAAUUGCGUUCAUAUCCGACGAUUCGCCUUCAACAACGCGAAGUAUAAUUUGAGUGAUACGUCUUUGAGAAUGUCGGCAAACGCAUUGACCCUGGCGUUAGAACUGCCGGGAGUCAAUCUUCCAUCGGAUUUUAAACAUCUGACAGGCAAACUACAGGGACCAGGUGAUGAACACCCAAAAGACAGUCUAAGCUUGGAACUAAUGCCAGAUAACACAGUGUCUUUGAGUUUUGCGCCAGUGGUGACAGGGGACCAUUUAGUAUAUAUUUACAAGAACGGACAACAGAUCUCUGGGAGUCCUUUCACCGUUCGCGCUGAAGGACCCAAGCCACCGGACUCUAGCAAGGUGAAAUUAAUUGGCGAGGGCUGGAAACGAGGGACUUCCGGACAAUUGAGCAAGUUUACUAUUGAUGCCCGUGAGGCUGGAAGUGGUGGUCUUGGUUUCUCUGUGGAAGGUCCCAGUAAGGCUGAAUUAAACUGUUUAUCAAAAGAGGAUGGCACGUGUGAGGUUAACUUUCUACCCAAGGCUCCCGGGAUGUACACGAUACACAUCAAAUUUGCUGAUCAGCAUAUCCCAGGUAGUCCCUUCAUCUGCGCAGUCGCAGACGUUGACGGUUCUAUGCCGGAUAAGAUAUCUCCAUCACGAAUGUACACGGCACCUGCCGAUAUCAGCCGACGAGAGUUUAUCGUAGAGAGCUCGGUAACACCCACUUCGUAUGAUGUAAAUGCAACACAACGCCCUCACGGCCUGGAGGUUGAUCUGACAGGCUAUGAUAUCAGUAAAUUGAGCACAAAUGUAGAGACACCGACUGGGAAAGUUGAAAAUGCUGAGAUUGUCUCCACGACUGAUGACAAGUACACGAUCACUUUCGUGACGCGCAAUAGUGGAACGCACAAGGUGAAUGUGUUGUAUGACAGAAAACAUAUCCCUGGAAGUCCAUUCUUGGUUGAUAUUGACAUAGCCAACUGGCAGUUGAAGAGCAACGCCAAAGUUACUGGACCGAAGGAAGCGAGAGGGAAUGUUGGCGUGCCUUGUGAGUAUGUGUUGUCAACGAAGGAUUCCGGAGGAGGAAAAUUGGGUGUGUCUGUUGAAGGUCCUGCUGCGAGUAAAAUAAUAUGCGAACCCAAUGGAAAAGAUGAAUACAAGAUCUCAUUUACGCCCGAGGCAACUGGUAAAUACAUCCUGUACAUGCGUCUCAACGAUCUUGAUAUUUUCAAGUCAAUCGUCACGGUACCGAAAGGGGAAUCUGGUGAGCCAACGGUUUUAUCAAGCAAAAAUGUAAAAGUUGGCGCGAAAUUCACACUGCAUGUCCCACAUACGGGUACUGCUGGAGAGCUAACGUCCCACGUCAUAACACCUUCUGGAGAAAAGAUACCGGGAGAAGUGACCAAAGUCGAUAAUGAUACGUACGGAGUAUCGUUCACACCAGAAAAACCCGGUGAUUACAUCAUACACAUCUUUUUUAAGGGGGUACCAUUGUCCGGUAGCCCUUACAAGCUCCAUGUUGAAGAGCAAAAGAGUGCGCCAGGCAAGAUCCGUGUCUUUGGACCAGGUCUCAAAGAAGCAGUUGUGGGCCAGGAAACUAGCAUUACUGUAGACGCAAAAGAUGCUGGUCCAGGAACUUUGUCUAUAGAUGCUGAAGGUCCAGCCAAGUUGGAUGUCCAUUGUGAAAAACAAAGUGAAGGCUUAUAUCUUCUCUCGUAUACAGCAAUGGUCAGCGGAGAUUAUAAGAUCAACAUUGUAUUAGGAGGAGAGGGCGUACCAGGAAACCCGUUUAUUAUUAAAGUUUCUCCAGAUACCAACACAGUCAAUGCUCACUUAUGUAAAUCACGCGGGUCGGGUCUGUACGGCGGCAUUCAAGGUAAACCAAGUCUCUUCACAGUCAACUGUAGUAAAGCAGGUCGAGGUUCCCUUCUCGUAGGGGUCGAAGGCCCGACCAUUCCAGUGAAUGAAAUCAAUGUUCGGCAUAAUGGAGGUAACGUAUUCCUGGUUGAAUAUAGUUUGGAGGACCCAGGAGACUAUAUUCUUAAAGUACUGUGGGGGGAUAAGCAUAUCCAAGGGUCCCCUUUCCCAGUAAGAGUUGUGCGAGCUGAUGGUAUAAGCGUUGGACGAUAAACAGUGCAAACAGGCCAUAUUGCCAAAAAUUUUAGAAUCUAUCACAUCAGAACAUUAGAUAAUUGACCAAAGACAUUUCAUGUAUUACUUACAGCGUGUAAAAACUGCAUGGUUCUCUAGCUUUAAUAAGAUCAUGACAAUGUUUCGAAAUUUGAAUUAGUUUUGGCAAACAGUAGUAAAAUAUAGUUUUUCCAAACCAAAAAA
Xenia sp. Carnegie-2017 is the source of this 2480-nucleotide messenger RNA. Its product is annotated as filamin-A-like. The transcript is spliced from 5 exons. Lineage: Eukaryota; Metazoa; Cnidaria; Anthozoa; Malacalcyonacea; Xeniidae. Gene Ontology annotation, biological process: actin cytoskeleton organization. Gene Ontology annotation, molecular function: actin filament binding. The coding region runs from base 231 to 2276 and encodes 681 amino acids. The record is from RefSeq and is a predicted model, not a curated record.